Molecule: messenger RNA, 3636 nt
Organism: Parastagonospora nodorum SN15
Lineage: Eukaryota; Fungi; Ascomycota; Dothideomycetes; Pleosporales; Phaeosphaeriaceae
Exons: 6
Coding region: 1-3636 (1211 amino acids)
Biological process (GO): negative regulation of DNA-templated transcription
Cellular component (GO): nucleus
Molecular function (GO): metal ion binding; RNA binding
Source: RefSeq, a predicted model, not a curated record
AUGGUCGCCGACGUCCUCUACGAAAAGGCGCUGCCCGUGCUGCAGAACGAUGCGCUCGACGAGGAGGACAAAACAGACCAGCUGGAGGAGCUGAUGCGCAAGGAAACCAACCUCACGGGGAAGUCGCUAGAGAACAUCGUGCUCGACUGUCUCUGGCGCUACCGCGACGCAGGCAGCUCAUCGAGUAGUCCUCCCCCGAGCCGCCAUACCGUCAUCCGCCGUCCUUCGCCUGCGCCGUGGCAGAAUCGAGCGCCGACCCCUGUGAACAACUCGCCGCGCACCGUUCACCCUCCCCCGGGCUUUGGCAUUGCUCCGCCUGCCUUCAAUCGUGCCAAGUCAUCGACCGCGUCUCCCUUUACGUCUCCACGACCCUCGCCGCGCCUCGCCUUUUCUAGUCCGCAUAUCCCUCAUAGUCCGAGUCUUAGCGCAUACCAGUUCAGCGAGGGCCCAAGCCCAAACAAUGAUCUUUAUGGUGACCUCGAUAGCCACUCCGUAGAUUGGCUCGUGAACGAUGACUCGGGGAGCACAGAGUCGUCUCUGCUGGGUGACGGCACGCUCAACGGGGGUGCGGCUGAAUGGGUCCAACCACAGACCAUGGACAUGGGCCCGUAUGACAUGCUCCGCUCAAUUCUUAGAGACGAUCGCUCAGACGAGGAGCUCGAGAAAGUGCUUGAAGCCAACGGAUUUGACCUCAGCGCUGCGCUGCUUGCUUUAAUGGGGCAGGCCAUGGAAGGGUCGCAGCUCCCUACCCCGAGCCACGACCAGUCUGGCUAUCUCAUUGGAAAGUCGAUGAAUCCAACCUUUAGACCCGCGACGCCAGCCGGCCAGCAGAAGAGUAAUAUUGUGUGCAAGUACUUUCUGUCCACCGGACACUGCGCAAGAGCAGACUGCAGGUUUAGCCACGACACCAGCAAGACGCUUUGCAAUCCAUUCCCUGUGUUCACCCCAGGAGCCGGUAGCCGCCCGCAGUCACGGACGGGCAGUCGGGUACCAUCACGUGCCACCACGCCAUCCGUGCUUGCGGUAGACGAUAACGAGGCGUUCCCAAGCUUGGGCUCUGCUGCUGCCGCAAAGACGGGCAAGAGGCAUCAUGGCAAGCGCGGUGGUCAUGGUCACAAAGAUGCCCCUACGCCCAACAAUCUUGCGGAUGUGGUGCGCAUGUCCCCAGCUCCUGCGCCAGCCACUCCAGUGCGCAAAGGACUCAAGCCCACGAGAAGCUUCAACGGAACUCGUGAGAAUAGCGCAGCUGCACAAGCGAUCCCUGCUCCUCAGCAUAUCCCAUGGCUAGAAACUGGCGAGAAGGGCAAUCAAGCCUAUCUCAAGGCUCGUGCGGAAGCAUUCAAGCACGGCAGUUUACGUAACAAGUUUCUGCAAAGUGAUUCUCGUGCCGCCAAAGCCCUCAGUCUCAGGGGUCAGAGCGAGAACAAUCUCAUGCGCGAAGCGCACCGAGAGGCUGCUCGGAUUCUCUACGAAGAGCGGAAUAAGGACACAGACAGCUCAGUAGAGCUGUAUGUCGAUCUUCACGACGAAUCCGUAUCCUAUCUCGAGGGCAUCCUCCUCAAGCACAGCUCAUCUUCACGUCCCGUUUACGCUAUUACCGGAACGGGCCAUCACUCCAAGAAUGGCAAAGACAAGGUGGGCAAAGCAAUCCGCGGUUUCCUCAACGAAUGGCGAUAUGCCUUCCGCGAAUUCUCAGUGCCGGGCGACCGCAACAAUGUCGGUGGUAUAUUAGGUAUCGAUCCCAGUAGCUUUGACAAGAGCGUUGCGGAGAGGCCGAAGGAUCCUGACAGCGAGUCGGAGAGUGCGAAGAAAGACACCAAGAUCAGGAUCAUGAAGAGGGAUGAAAUGCUAGAUGCGCCGAAAGGACCGAAGCGGGCCGUCGAGGAAGGUGCUCUGCCACCGCGCCUUCCUCAACUGGCAGACUUUGCCCUCAUUCUCAAGCUCUCCGCCGAUCCUACACUCACUUCCACCUUCGUCUCGCUCAGCUUUGAACUGAGAUACUGUGCAUACGUACGCACACCAACCUCACUCUCGCAUUCUUACUUCGUACGUGAAGGCCUUCAGCUCGCACCACCUCACUCCAGUCCAGAUGCGACUCAUCUAGCCCCGAACAUGAGUCAACGCAGCAGACCGGGCAGUGCCCAAGCGCUCGCUGACCAGCAACGAAUGUCAUUCACAGCCGCGGAAGCGUUGCUAUGGGGUAAGAGAACUGCAGAAGAGCACCACCACAUCAGUUCUCGUAUGCGAGAUCUCGAAGAGCAGCACCAAGUAUAUCACAGCCGAAUCCAAGCUACAGAAACUGUCGCCGAAGCUGCAGAGGCUGCGACUGCACGGAUCCGACGAAUCGAGCAACAAAUCGCUGCUAUUGAGUCAGAUGAACAAGACCGCCCUUUCGACAAGUGGGUAGAAGGUGAGGUGUCGACGUUCAAGGUGUUCGCCGAGAAGAACAAGAACGUGCGACAGAAGCAGAUUGAGCUUGAGGGCAAGAUCUCUUGCCUUGAGGACUCUGUUGAUAAGGCCAAAGAUGUUGCUCUUGAUCUCGAGAUCCUGCUGGAGCGUAUUGCACGUCUUGAGAACGACCGCAACAAGGAUGCAAGCCUAAUCAGGAAGCUUGAGAGUGAAGUCACUGAUCUCAAGGUCGUGCGCCAAAACAAAGCGAUCGUAGGCACGCAUAUGCCCCCACCAUCGACUGGAAGAGCGACGCCGGAGCAGAUGUAUCCGCCGCCAUCAGCACAGCCGGUCGCUGAAGUCGAUGAUGCAGCAGAUGAGACGGAAGACGAAGAAAUUCUACCUACGCAACCCAUCAUACAUCCCCAGCAGUAUACCGGUGGAGAAGCCCCUAAGCUCAACCCACAGAAUCUUGUACCACUGGACAAAGACAUGCCAGGUUCUCCUCCAAAACGCCAGCCAGCCAAACAGUUGGUAGUCAAAUUGAACGUCCGAAAGCGAAAGGUCGAAGACAUCGCCCCAAAGCCUCGCCUGACACGAUCUCAAGCAAAGAAGAUCAACGAAUCAAAUCACGCCGAGUUCGAAGUGCCGCAGCCAAAAGAGGUUGUUGGUUCUGGGGAGACACAGCUUGUCAAUGAGCCUGCAGCGAAGCGAAGGAAGCCUAACGUUACUCGACCUCCACACCAGUCACAGCCACGUGCAAAAGUUAAGGCGGCGAAGAAGCCUGCGCAUGCAACACAGAAUGCUGCAAAUCUUGUCAAGACUGAACCACGCAAGACGGCUGCUGCGUCAAAACGCACCAAACCAGCUGCUGCACCCGUACAGCCAACAGCGGAAAAUCCAGCAAGUCCCGAGAAGAAGAAAGUGUCCAAGGCAAAACCUUCGACAAGACCAAAGAAGUAUGACGACGGUUCGGAUGCUUAUCCCAAGGAGGCUGGAUCGUCCGUCCCAAGGAUUCCGGGUCCUUCUAAGCCCGCAUCAUCCACGUCCUACAUGCAACGUGAAGCUCCGUACACGACGCUGGGACUAGAUGAAGGACCUACAUCGGAGACCAUGGGGCCUCCCUUCUCGCGUAGAGGGCCAGCAACCUCUUCACGUGGGUCGAGGCGCCCCCUUCUCAUCUCGCCUGUGACUCUGGACCAGGCUACAUACGAGCGGAUGAAGAAGCAAUCGAAUCUGAUCAUCUGA